Triplophysa dalaica is the source of this 1020-nucleotide messenger RNA. It is a transcript of the gene abhd6b, whose product is annotated as abhydrolase domain containing 6, acylglycerol lipase b. Bases 1 to 1020 code for a protein of 339 amino acids. The record is from RefSeq and is a predicted model, not a curated record. Lineage: Eukaryota; Metazoa; Chordata; Actinopteri; Cypriniformes; Nemacheilidae. The transcript has 8 exons.
AUGGAUCGGGAUAUGGUGAACAUGUUUGCCAUUGCUGCAGGGACUCUUGCAAUCCCUCUGCUUUUAUUCAUGGCCUCAUUUUUGCUGUGGCCAUCAUCACUCAUCAAAGUCUACUACUGGUACUGGAGGAGAACAUUAGGCAUGCACGUACGCUAUGCAGACUGUGGAGGUUAUCGCUUCUCUUACUCAUGCAGAGGGAAACCAGGCCUCAGGCCCUCUAUGCUGAUGCUUCAUGACUUCUCUGCUCAUAAAGACACAUGGCUUCAGAUGGUGAAGUAUCUCCCUAAACAUCUCCAUCUGCUGUGUGUCGAUAUGCCAGGCCACGAGGGAACAACACGUACUGACACGGAGGACUAUUCAAUCCAUAGUCAAGUCAAAAGAAUACGACAGUUUGUAGAGGCAGUUCGACUGAACAGGAAACCCUUCCACCUGGUGGGCAUUUCAAUGGGUGGGACUGUGGCGGGAGUUUAUGCAGCCUGUUAUCCCUCAGAUCUGUGCAGUAUGACCCUCAUCUGCCCAGCUGGACUAAAGAACCAAAAUAAAAGCAAGUUUGACAUUCAAAUGGAUGAUGUGGAGCAGAGCCAGUACACACUGAACAUUCCACUUAUUCCCUCCAGUCCAGAGGAGAUGGAGGAGAUGCUGAAACUCUGCUCUCAUGUGCGAUUCAGAGUGCCUGAACAGAUUCUUCAAGGCCUGGUAGAUGUACGGAUACCGCACAAUGACUUUUAUCAUGAGCUUUUCAUGGAAAUUAUGGGUGAAAGAUCUAAAUAUGCCUUGCAUGACCAUGUACAACAAAUAACCACCCCUUUGCAGAUUAUCUGGGGCAAACAAGACCAGGUUGUGGAUGUGUCUGGGGCAGCUUCGCUCAAAGAGGCUCUUCCGGGCUCCCGUGUUGAUCUGCUGGAUAACUGUGGCCAUUCUGUAGUGAUGGAGCGGCCACGUCAAACAGCCAAACUCAUUUUCGAUUUUAUCAUCUCUCAGCAAGGCACAGAAAAUGCCAGCGCAAAGAAAAAAUCCUGA